Molecule: messenger RNA, 570 nt
Organism: Mytilus trossulus (common blue mussel)
Lineage: Eukaryota; Metazoa; Mollusca; Bivalvia; Mytilida; Mytilidae
Product: keratin-associated protein 19-2-like
Exons: 2
Coding region: 39-479 (146 amino acids)
Source: RefSeq, a predicted model, not a curated record
AAACAUUUUUCUAUAUUUGUAAUUCUCAGAAAUCCAGUAUGUUGAAACUUAUCCUGUUGAGUGUAUGUGUCGCAAUGGCCUGCGCAUUCUAUGACAAAGGUUAUGGUGGAUACGGACCAGGAUUUGGGGGUCACGGAGGUUACAGUAAAAUCAUUUAUGAUGGAUAUGACGGAUACGGUAAAGGAUAUGGUUAUGACGGGUACGGUAAAGGAUACGGAGGAGGAAUAAAUGAUGGAUACGGUAAAGGAUACGGUGGUUUCGGCGGAUAUGGUGGUUACGGUGAAUACGGAUAUGGCGGAUUUGGUGGUAAUGGCGGAUAUGGAAAGGGAUAUGGCGGAUUUGGUGGUUAUGGCGGAUAUGGUAAGGGAUAUGGAGGAUAUGGACACGGCGGAUAUAAUGGCGGAUAUGGACAUGGAAACAGUAUAGGAUACGGAAGUGGACUUGUUUCAGGAAAAGGGAAAAUAGGAGGUGGCUAUUGAGACAAGAGAUUUAAGUCCAGUGUUGUUUGCUGAAAAUAAAACAACAUAAGAAGACUCUAAAAUAUUUUAAACAAUAAAAGUGUAAACUGAU